AUGUCUUCCUCCAGCUACUCCCCUGACUCCUCACCUCACCCCCUGUCCGUCAUCACCAUAAUCGCUUAUGUCGUCCUCAUUGUCCCAACCUUCUACAUCUGGCGCCGCCAUGGUCGCCCGGGAUUCCUCGCCUGGAACUUCGUGUAUGCACUCUGCGCGAUCCGCAUCACAGGCGCUGCCCUCUCCAUCGCUGCCGAGCGUAAUGCUUCGCUAGGAACCGCAGCUGCGAUAGUCAACAGUAUAGCAAUCUCACCACUUUUGCUGGCAGCGCUGGGCGUAUCACACGAAGCACGUCGUGCACGAAUUGCUGAUCUGAAUGCGAAGAGAGAGUGGAGGGGAGUGUGGUGCUUGCAUGCUGUGGUGACCACUGGGAUGAUAUUGGUGAUUGUAGGGAUCGUCAAGGUGGUGGAAGAUGAGUCUUCCACUGCAGAGUCGGUGCUUAUCAAAGCUGGAAUGGGAGUUUUGGUGGCUGCGUAUGUGGUUUUGCUGCUUUGGACCAUUGUAUCCAUGCGACAGCCAUUCUUGGCUCGCAGUGAGACGGUGAUGGAUGGCACAAUUCUGCUACGUACCAAUCUGAUGACUUUGCCGUUCAUUGGACUCAGGCUUGUAUGGGGAGUGGUGUCCUCCUUGCUCGCCUAUAAUGGCGUUGAUCAUUUAUGGGACAUGAACAUUAUUGCAGGAUCUAUGCCUGAGAUUGUCGCUACUGUUAUGUUUGUGAUCGGAGGGUUCAGGACAAGGAACAUGUAUGCU
This is a messenger RNA of Aureobasidium namibiae CBS 147.97, 750 nucleotides long. RefSeq lists its product as uncharacterized. The record is from RefSeq and is a predicted model, not a curated record. The transcript is spliced from 2 exons. NCBI's taxonomy places the organism in Eukaryota, Fungi, Ascomycota, Dothideomycetes, Dothideales, Saccotheciaceae. The annotation marks the transcript as partial.